AUGGGACGACGACCUGAUAGCAAGCGAGCCGUGACGAAGGAUGCUCGAACAUCCCCCUCACCCCGGCCGACACCACGAACUAGACGAGGGCCACCACCGAAGAUCGGGUGCCCAAUACCGGAGCCACUCGACUGCCUUGUUGGAGCACUAGUCGGAGAGGAUGAAGAGGGGCGAAUGUUGUGCUGUACGAAUCCUGCUUGCCCACACAUGACCACACUAGUGCACGAUCGAUGUAUGGAUGCAUUCGAGGAGCAUCUUGUUAAAAUUCUACAAAACUCUGGUUCUGCUCGUGGCUGGACCGAUGGACAACGACGACAGAAUUUAUGGGAGAAAAAAGGGCAAGCGCUUGUAGGAAAAGUUUGCAGAUGUCGAUGUGGGGGUGGAGUUGUUGUUCGUGAUGAAAAUCAUGACACUGCUCGAGAGAAACGAGAAAAGCAAGCACUUGAAGCGCAAAAAGGAAUAAAGAAGAAGCGGGUGAAACGAGAAAGCGGCCUUCCACGACUCAACUAUGGGACGAAAGGACAAACACUGUUCCCCGAGCCAAGAGCCAAAGGAAGAACACAACUUCCAUCGGAAUCUGAAUCGGAAAUUUCUUCAUUUACAAGCGAGUAUGUUGCAUCAAGACGUGAAUCAAUGGCUUUGUACAAGGAUACUGAGGGUUGGGCCACUUCAAGUUUAAAUGGAACAAAUUUCCAUGACUCAGUUGAUGAGACGGGCGACGAAUAUUACAAGUUCAACACUCCACCACCAUCAGCCGUGAAACGAACAUUCUCAGACGCAACUCAACAUCGAUCAUUGACAACGCCGCUUACGGUUCAAACAGAGAAUAUCACUCCAGCCAGUGGACGCCAUAUGAUGAGAUCAAGUUGUGGAGGUGUGGACAGCGGCAUUGAGAUAAAGAGUGGAGCAACUUCUGUGUCUGGCGGUGAUGCAUGUACUCCAACUGGGUCGGCGCAAAACAGCCCACCCGGACACAGCAACAUUUUCUAUGCCGCACCGUGCACAACACGACACGGCCGACGAUUUCAAACUGAGAUCGCACGAAACAAGCCAUCAAAAUCGCCACCAAUUGUGCCCGGAGGAACACCAGCUUGGCGUCCACUUACGCCUUUAUUGCCACCUAUCACUGGGGGAGGAUUCGAUACUUUAUUGGAGGGACCACCUGCACCAUUGUCGCCAUUAGAAGAGAUAAUGCGAGGACUAUCACAAUAUACGGCAAAGGGAGACUCGACGAUGAUUGAUUCUGCCUUCGCUCGAGUCAAACCUACCACUGUUUGCGAUUCUUCACCACUCAGCGGAAGGCUCUCGAUGGACCGUCCACCGGCUAUCCCAGCAUUGAUGUCUCUACAAAUGACGCCACCUCCUGAAUUUGUCGAACGACACCCAUUGUUUACGGAAGACGGAUUGCCCUCCUUCUCGCCAGUCUCUCACAUCGGAUUCACCAACUGCUCGAAUAAAGCAGGCUAUUCACGGCUUAAUCCAGCUCACCCAGUUUCGAUUAGCAAAAAGAUCACUGGAGGAAGCCACUUUGAGACCGCAACUUCAAACGAACCAAAUUCUACUUCUGAAAGGCGCUCGGUGACACCAAUCAAUUGGGAGGAUGAGUUGCCUCCUGAAUGGGCCAAUGCGGACACGAUACCUCGCUACCAUUUACGAUCUUUGGACAAUCGAGUCUUCCUGGGCAUUGGUGAACAAAUAGGAUUUCGGCUUCAUUGCUGCCAACUUUUGCGACUUCAUUUAUGUUACACUUUCUUCUUCGUGCCUUUUUUUUCUAGUGUUGUUUUUUUG
This is a messenger RNA of Mesorhabditis belari, 1788 nucleotides long. The record is from the annotation of a GenBank genome assembly. NCBI's taxonomy places the organism in Eukaryota, Metazoa, Nematoda, Chromadorea, Rhabditida, Rhabditidae.